AUGAAGUUCACACUCAGUGUAUUGGCGUUUGUUGCGUCUGCCAAUGCUUGGACCAUGCAGUUCGACUGUCCCAGGGGAUCUCACUUCGAAGGAUCCUAUUCCGGCACUAAGAACAAGGGCUGCACGAGCAUCCCAGCAUGUGUCCCGGGCGAUCAUAUGGUUUGGGGUAACACCAAGAAGUCCAACUGUGUUCUGAGGCUGUACGCCGCUUCACCCUGUGCCGCUGAACAGGAGAUUGGGCAUUCCAAGGAAAAUUGGGAUCAUAAGUUCGGCCAAGCUGUUUUUGCAUGGGGAGUCACGAAUUGUUAG
Messenger RNA from Fusarium redolens, 309 nucleotides. RefSeq lists its product as uncharacterized. NCBI's taxonomy places the organism in Eukaryota, Fungi, Ascomycota, Sordariomycetes, Hypocreales, Nectriaceae. The record is from RefSeq and is a predicted model, not a curated record. The coding region runs from base 1 to 309 and encodes 102 amino acids. The transcript has 2 exons.